CUUGCCUCCACUCUGACUGACAUCACUGGAGUUUCCCAGUAGCUAUGUGUAUAUUAGCAGCAGUGCUCAGAGCAUAAGUCAAUCAAACACAGCAACAGCAGGACAAUCCCUACCUUCAAAACAACCUCUAAUAAACUGUUGGAGUUUAGCUCUAACAUUUUACUAACUUCUAGACCGCAAAGAGCUUUCGUUGACACUUGAGCUCUCUUUCGAUACUGCCUUGGAUAAGUAGAUAAAGGAAGGUUUCUACUAUACGAUGGAAGGCGAUUGCAGCAGAGUGUCGGUAGACAUGGAGAGUGGGCCUGUGUACCCGUCAACGACCGUGACCCUGGUACGGGAGAAGUCCACAAACGCACACCGGUGGAGGCUGAGCGGUGCUCUGCUGGCCAUGGCACUGUGUGUCUCAGCUGCACUUUUCGUUACCUGGCACCCCAAGAAACAAGAUCACAUCGAAGAAUCUGAUGAACUUCAGCAUAUGUUGAGACAACUCUCUGGGAACAGAAAGGCUGCCAUUCAUUUAGAAGGUGAAUACAACGCCAACGGAGAAUACAAGUCCUCAGUGGAGUGGACAGACGAAGUGGGCCAGGGAUUCUCACAGGGGGGCCUUAAACUCAACAACAACGAGAUUGUGAUCCCCCAGACGGGCCUCUACUUCAUCUAUAGCCAGGCCUCAUUCCACGUCAGGUGCCAGGCCGACCCCAAGCACCCUAACGGCCAGGAGAUGGUUCACCUGAGUAACACGGUCAAGCGCUGGUCCCCAAGCUAUGGCAGCGAAGACAACAAGGAGUACCUGCCGCUGCUCAACUCUGUACGCACCGUGUGUAAGAGGUCUCCCAACAGCGAGGCUACGAGUGAAGGAAAGUGGUAUAAUGCAGUGUAUGUGGGAGCUGUGUUCAGUCUGGAGAGAGGAGACAGGCUCCAGGCAGACACAGAGAACUGGCUUCUGCCCCAUCUGGAGAGUGGUGAUGGGAAGAACUUCUUCGGCGUGUUCGCCUUGUGAGACAGACAAAAAAUGUUUUGACGAUAGAGAGGAAGGCCGUGUCCCAGUCAGGGCGUUUCACCGACUGAAGUCGACUGAGGUUAAGGUAUUGUUGUUUUAUGUUAAAGCCAACGCUUUAUACUCUUCUGUUAAAGAUGAGGAAUUAUAGCCUGGGUACCAGUCUGUUUUGUGUUAUCAUGCCACUCAUUGCCACCCUUUGACCUGCCAAACAUUGGCUUGCAUGACAGUAUGGAGUAGGCAAGAGCACAAACAGAUCUGGGACCCAGGCUAGAGGAAUGAUACCAACCUAUGUAAACUGUAGCAGUUAAUAUAUACUUGGGGUUUAUUGUAUAACAAAUGUGUUGCCGUGGUGUUACCAUGGCAGUAUAUUUCUAUGAUUUUAAAGUACUAUGUACUGAACUAGUGUUACACUCAGGACCUGAUGCAGGACUAGCAUCCACAGCACACAAACCAACCGUACUUUAUCCUUUUAUCUGAAGGAAUUCUGACGACGAUUCAAUGUUUUUAAGCAUUUUGAAUAUGCCACUACAUCGGUCAGAUUUCUCUUAUUGAUUAAGU
This is a messenger RNA of Coregonus clupeaformis (lake whitefish), 1558 nucleotides long. Its product is annotated as tumor necrosis factor-like. The coding region runs from base 257 to 1000 and encodes 247 amino acids. The record is from RefSeq and is a predicted model, not a curated record. Gene Ontology annotation, biological process: immune response. Gene Ontology annotation, molecular function: tumor necrosis factor receptor binding. Gene Ontology annotation, cellular component: membrane. The transcript is spliced from 4 exons. NCBI's taxonomy places the organism in Eukaryota, Metazoa, Chordata, Actinopteri, Salmoniformes, Salmonidae.